Humulus lupulus (European hop) is the source of this 2925-nucleotide messenger RNA. Its product is annotated as heat shock protein 90-5, chloroplastic. The transcript is spliced from 19 exons. Gene Ontology annotation, biological process: cellular response to heat; protein folding; protein stabilization. The record is from RefSeq and is a predicted model, not a curated record. Gene Ontology annotation, cellular component: plasma membrane; protein-containing complex; cytosol. Gene Ontology annotation, molecular function: ATP-dependent protein folding chaperone; ATP binding; ATP hydrolysis activity. NCBI's taxonomy places the organism in Eukaryota, Viridiplantae, Streptophyta, Magnoliopsida, Rosales, Cannabaceae. Bases 108 to 2501 code for a protein of 797 amino acids.
AGGGUUUUUAUUUUUAGUAUACACUUCUCACUUCUUCUCUCACUCUCACACUAUUUACUUACGUGAAGUAGAUAUCCUUCUUUUCUGCAACUCUUUCUAGGGCUCAAAUGGCUCCAGUUCUGAGUAGAAGCUUAGCCACAGCUUCUCUAGCUUCUUUCCCUUCUUCAUCUCCCUUUACUGUCAGAAGCCCCAAUGGAGUCUUCAAAUUGAGGAGCGCUUUCCUCCCUCAAAAUGGGCUCCGAAGAAAGGGUCUGUCUUCUAGUGGCUUAAAAUGGAAGCUUGAGAGGAGAGACAAUCGAGUCCCUGUACGCUGUGAGGCCUCCGUUGCCGAGAAAGAGGAGACUGAUACGGCUGGGGAAAAAUUUGAGUACCAGGCCGAGGUUAGUCGAUUAAUGGAUUUGAUAGUUCAUAGUCUAUACAGCCACAAAGAGGUGUUCCUUAGGGAGCUUGUCAGUAAUGCUAGUGAUGCCCUGGACAAACUUAGAUUUUUAAGUGUGACCGAGCCAUCUUUGCUUGGAGAUGCUGGGGACCUCGAGAUAAGAAUCAAGCCUGAUCCAGACAAUGGCACUAUCACUAUUACGGAUACUGGUAUUGGAAUGACAAAGGAAGAGCUUAUUGACUGUCUUGGAACUAUUGCUCAGAGUGGUACUUCAAAAUUCUUGAAGGCAUUAAAGGAAAAUCAAGAACAUGGAGCGGAUAAUGGUUUGAUUGGUCAAUUCGGUGUUGGAUUCUAUUCUGCAUUUCUUGUUGCUGACAAGGUUGUUGUCUCUACAAAAAGCCCAAGAUCAGAUAAGCAGUAUAUAUGGGAGUCAGCAGCUGAGAGCAGCUCUUAUGUGAUUAAGGAAGAAACUGAUCCUGAAAAAAUGUUGAGUCGUGGAACCCAGAUCACACUCUAUUUAAGGCCGGAUGACAAAUAUGAAUUCUCAGAGCCAACCAAGAUUCAAAGUUUGGUGAAGAAUUACUCACAGUUUGUUUCUUUCCCCAUCUACACAUGGACAGAAAAAUCAAGGACUGUUGAGGUAGAAGAGGAGGAAGAGCAGAAAGGAGACGAAGAAAAGCCAGAGGGUGAGAAGAAAAUGAAGAAAACAACAAAAACUGAGAAGUAUUGGGACUGGGAAUUAGCCAAUGAAACAAAACCAAUAUGGAUGCGAAGUCCAAAGGAUGUUCAGAAAGAAGAGUACUGUGAAUUCUACAAGAAAACUUUCAAUGAUUUCUUGGAUCCUAUUGGAUACACUCAUUUCACCACUGAGGGUGAGGUGGAGUUUAGGAGUGUACUAUAUGUUCCCGGAAUGGGCCCUCUUAACAACGAGGAUGUAAUUAACCCCAAAACAAAGAACAUACGUUUGUAUGUGAAGCGAGUCUUUAUCUCAGAUGAUUUUGAUGGCGAGCUAUUCCCAAGGUAUCUGAGCUUUGUCAAGGGUGUGGUGGACUCUGAUGAUCUUCCUCUUAAUGUGUCUAGAGAAAUCCUUCAAGAAAGUCGAAUUGUAAGAAUAAUGAGGAAGAGACUUGUGAGGAAGGCAUUUGACAUGAUCCAAGAUAUUUCUGAAAGUGAAAAUAAAGAGGACUACAAAAAAUUUUGGGAGAACUUUGGCAGGUUUAUAAAGUUAGGUUGCAUUGAGGAUACUGGAAAUCACAAGCGCAUUACCCCACUCUUGCGGUUUUACUCCUCAAAGAAUGAGGAAGAACUGACAAGUUUAGAUGACUACAUCGAAAACAUGAAUGAGAACCAGAAGGCAAUUUAUUACUUGGCUACUGACAGCCUGAAAAGUGCCAAGUCUGCUCCCUUCUUGGAGAAGUUGGUCCAGAAAGAUAUUGAGGUGCUGUAUUUAAUUGAGCCUAUUGAUGAAGUUGCCAUCCAGAACCUGCAGACUUACAAAGAAAAGAAGUUUGUUGACAUUAGCAAGGAAGAUCUAGAGCUUGGUGAUGAGGAUGAGGUUAAAGAAAGGGAAACUAAACAAGAAUACAAUCUUCUUUGUGAUUGGAUAAAGCAACAACUUGGUGAUAAGGUAGCAAAAGUCCAAGUCUCAAAUCGUCUGAGUUCAUCUCCCUGUGUGCUUGUUUCCGGCAAGUUUGGAUGGUCUGCUAAUAUGGAAAGACUGAUGAAAGCACAAGCACUUGGAGAUACUUCAAGUUUGGAGUUCAUGAGGGGAAGGAGAAUACUGGAAAUCAACGCUGACCAUCCUAUUGUUAAAGACUUGAAUGCUGCAUGCAAGAAUGCCCCAGAUAGCGCCGAUGCCAAGAGAGCUGUCGAUCUUCUAUUCGAUACAGCCUUGAUCUCCAGUGGAUUCACUCCUGACAGUCCGGCUGAGUUGGGAAACAAGAUAUAUGAGAUGAUGGCAAUGGCCCUUGGAGGAAGAUGGGGUAGAUUAGAAGACGAAGAAAAGGCAGAGGGAGCUGGUGAUGAUACCACAGAAUCUGAUGGAAGUGCUAGUCAAGCCGUGGAGACAGAAGUAGUUGAGCCAUCUGAAGUGAGGACAGAGAGUGAUCCUUGGAGUGAAUAAAUUUUAGCUUAGUUUCAAACAAAAGUUUUGGCAUUUUUCCAAUGUGACGUGAAAUAAUAAGUGGAAGGGUCAAGAAAAAGCUCAUUUAGAGGGAGGGAUGUAGUGCAGGAUGAUGUUUUGCGGGGUAGAGGAAGAAUAUCAAAUUUUGCUGACAUUCAUUUAUAGUGCUGCUUAUAUAAAUCAAGUUCACUCGUUUUCUCACUUCAAUUACCAGAACGAUAUUAGGGUGGAUACGAUGUUAGGGUGGAUUUCACUUGCAUUAGAGUGUAGCAGUACAAUAUUAGCGAGGACCAAAUUACUUGCAUAUGCAUUGACUGUGAUGUGAAGUGUAAUGGCAUGUUUUCUUUAGAGAGGAGGGUGUAAAUGACAUUUUAAAGGCUUCCAACUUAGGAUCCUUUUGGUAGGAAAACAAUUCUAAGCUGUA